Molecule: messenger RNA, 606 nt
Organism: Plenodomus lingam JN3
Lineage: Eukaryota; Fungi; Ascomycota; Dothideomycetes; Pleosporales; Leptosphaeriaceae
Source: RefSeq, a predicted model, not a curated record
AUGAGAAUCUUUACACCACUCCUCAGCUUUCUGGCCUCUGUCGCCGUUGCGCAGACGCCAGCUCCGUCCGGCAUCACUUUCAACACCCUUUUUCAUACCAGCGGAUUCUUCUUCGGCCUUGCACUUCCCAUGAACAGCACUGGAAACUCGGACUUGAUCGCGACUAUCGGUGGCAAAGGGACAAGAUGGAGUGGAGUUAGCCUUGCGGGUAGCAUGAUUAAUAAACUAUUGAUCGUGGCGUGGCCCAAUGCGCAAACGAUCGUUAGAAGCUUCAGAAUGACCGCCACGCACAGCUCUCCCGCAGUAACUACUGGAACUUUUGCCCAAGGUGCUAUUGCGAAUGGAACAUACGUUAACAGUACUCAUUGGACGUAUACCUUCCUAUGCUCCAAUUGUAUUCAGAACGACGGCACCACAUUUAUAAACUCUGAUACUGCUCCUUUUAUACGAUACGCUUUAGAUGCGGAUCCGCCCAUUGACAAGGCCGACCCUAAAUCAAGCUUCUCAAAGCACUCUACCCGCAGUCUUGCUGUAUUUGAAUUGGACAAGGCGAGGAGCCCAACUUUGAGACCUGGAAGGGUUAUGCGGAUAUGCAUACAGCCAUAA